Ahaetulla prasina is the source of this 4437-nucleotide messenger RNA. RefSeq names its product stabilizer of axonemal microtubules 4 (gene SAXO4). The record is from RefSeq and is a predicted model, not a curated record. Bases 2973 to 4244 code for a protein of 423 amino acids. Gene Ontology annotation, molecular function: phosphatase binding. The transcript is spliced from 14 exons. NCBI's taxonomy places the organism in Eukaryota, Metazoa, Chordata, Lepidosauria, Squamata, Colubridae.
UUUUUUUUUAAAUUAUCUAAACUGGAACAUAUAUAUUUGUGUGUGUUUUUGUGGGUGCAAUUUCUAAGGCAUAAUUUUAACUACUGAAACGGCCCAUUAACCUGCUCCCCAAAAGCCAAAGGAUGGGGCUAGACCUAUAUCUAUUAGCUGGCAGUAAUCAUAAUGGAGAAGCAUCUCCUUGUUUUUGAUCCUGUAACCUCCCAUCAGAGAUUAAGAUGAGGAAUGUUGAAGACAGUAGCCCUGAUGCCUAGCUAUAUAAGACAUUAAUAGGUUAAAACUAACACUUUAAAUUGCAUUGAGAUUUACUGGCAUUCAAGGCAGGGUCCAUGAGUAGGUGUUCAUGGCAUCAGUGCCAGUUAGCAUGCAGGCCAUUGUAUGUUGUGCCUACUGCAGUUUCAGAGUAGCUUUUAAAAGCAAACUCCAUGUAGAGCGAAUUGCAAUUGGCCAAUGUGUUGAUGACAGUACAGCCUCUGCUCACAACCCUAAUUCGUUCCGUUACUUUGGUCGCAAACUGAUUUGGUUGUGACCCGAACCUAAUUUUGGAUAUUUGGUGCUUACAAAAAAAAAUAAGGCACGGAAGGAGAAAUUGGCCGUGAAAAAAAUAUAUUAAUUUUUUGGUUGGAACCUGAUCAGAAGCGUUCAUGACCAGAGGGUCUACUGAGUUACUAUCCCCCCAGCUCCAGACAGUCACAACUGGUAUCCCAGCUGCAACUGGGUUAAGGACCUCCUGGCUGUCAGUAGAAUCGAAUCAUGGCUGGAAGGAACCUUGGAGAUCUAGUCCAACCCUUUCCCAAGGCAGGAGAACUACCUUUUGCCUGCCUAAUAGUAUUUGCCCAGUACUAGCCACCUAAGUCAUGGAUUCCCCUUUCAAAGGCAAUGGUACCCUUAUAGGAGAGAACCCAGAACUGUGGGAGAACCUUCGUGUACAGACAGCAACUCUGUUUUGCUUGAAUUCAGUUGCAGCCCAUUUCUCCCCAUCUAGAUCCUGAAAGCUUAUGUGACAUAUAGUUAGUGGAUGAUGGAAACAAAAGCUGUUGGUGAUAGUUGAUUCAUCAAGGAAUAUUUCUGUUAAUUCAAUUGGGUAUUGCCAGUUCCAGGCUUUCUAUGCAGAGGUUAAUAUUGUAUGUAUGUUGAGGAUUUUGUCUCAGAAAUAUGCAAAUAUGAUAACCAUGAUUUUAUUGGCAUUUAUAUUAGCUUGUCUAUUAUCCAUUUAUUGACAAUUGUGGCAUUUUUUAACAGGGUAGCAACUGAUAAGUAAUAAUGUGAAAUACCAUGUGAACAAAAUUAGAUUAAUUCAGAUAUAUCAGUGCCCAGAUUACUUGAUACGCAGCAACUUUAUUCCUGCUUGGCCAAUUUUUGCCAUCUAUUUGGCUCAGCUGUUGCUGUCCUAGUUUUUUCAGGCAACUAUCAGAUUUUUGUAAAGGAAAUUUCACAAACAUUUUUUGUUCUUGGAUUCAGAUGCUGCUGUGUUCUGGAAUCUAGGUAGGGGAUUUAAAAAGCAACUUGGGAGUAAGUCAUCCAUCUUGUAAUCAAACCAUCCCUCCCUGUCUCAGUGGUCAUGAGAGUUUUGCAUUAGAGCUCCCAUCAUCCCUGACCAUUUUGCCUGUGAUGAUUUAUAGGCAGAAAUAAAUUUUUAGAGGAGCUUGUAAAUGACAGAGGUCUCCAAAGGAUACAGCAGUGGUUAUUAAAACUUUUAGCUUGUUUAAUAAAAUGUAAUCAGAAUUAGUAUUUAUAGGAUAUUAGUUAUACUUAACACAUAUUCAUUGCUUAUCUGGUUACUGUAAUUUAACAAGUUUAGCAGAUGCUAAAUGUCUGCAUUAGCUUUUACACAAUAAGCUCAUUUUGUACAUAAAUUUCUUUAGAUGAUUUGUGCCAGCCUUAUGGCUUUAUCAGACAUUAUUUUGUACUGAAGAUAAUCCUGUAUAUUUUCUCAGUUGAUCACAUGCUGUCUAAACAAAUUAUAAAUAACACUUUCAGAAGGAUGGAAUUUAAUUUUGUUAUAGAGGACAGUUUUAGCCAAUAAAACAUUGGAGUUACAAUUAUAGACUAAAAACAGCUAUUUUAUUCUAUGCUUUUUAUGUAUAACAGUUUUAAGUUUUUAGUUAUGUUCAGAUAUGACAAUUUAAAAGUUUUAUUUUUCCUGAAAUUUUAAACAUACAGGCCAGUGUUAAGAAAGAAAUUCUUUGCUAUAUAUCCUUUUGUUGCCACAAUAUCCCUGUGGCAUUGCCUGGAACUACCACAAGGUGUCAUUAUAUGCAUAUAGGUGCUACUCAGUGCUGAUGAAAAUGAAGAUUUUAGAUACAGGUUUGAUCAAAUACACUAUCUAGCUUUGUAUCUUACCAUGGUUAGGACUUGCUUAGGAAUUUGAUCCAGAUUUCACAGAUUCUUUAUUAAGUCAACUAAUAUACAGAUCCAUGAAGAUAGUUUUACAUUCUCAAAACAGCUGAUUAUGAUACAAAAAUCUGCACAUGGAAUUUGCUGACACUUAAACUUGCACACUUGUAGAAAGCAUAUUGCCUAUAUAUAAGUCCAUUUUGUGCGAUCAGUAUUACUUCAAGUCUUACAAAUGAAAUAGCAUUAACAUUCAUUAUGUCUGUGAAUCUAGUCUUGACACUGGAUUGAAGCUCAUAACUGGAGCAUUGCUAGGAAAACUCCCAUCCCAUUUCCCAUUACUUUGAAGGUUAACUUUGAAUAUCUCCACACCUGAUAAGAAUCUGAAAUGCGUCUGCCAUCUUAAAAAGCCACCAAUCUGAUUCCACUGGCUUUUCCACUGGAUUCUAUAAAUGUGACUGUCUUGUGGACAGGUUCUCUGGAGCUGGUUGCUAUGAGCUAGUUGCUAGGAUACAUAUUGUUACUUCAGUUCUACACAUUCCUCCAAGUUCCUAACUUAAGGGAAUAAUUUAGUCCUCUGGGACACUACAAGGAUUCUGCUCACUGCAGUAAACCAAUCAAUAUCUUGACUGGCAGAGAAGAUGGGACGUCUCCCCUUAGGUGCCGUUUCUCCCUAUGUAAAAACAAGUUCUGGUGGAAGUAUGGACCCCAUGAAAUUCUAUUGCACCAGCUAUGGGGCAGCUUAUGGUCAGGAAGGCUUUCGUCCUCGGAAUGGCUUCCAUUUUGGAGCAGGAUAUAAAAGCAACUACCGGCCUGUUGUCCAAUACAACCCAAACCUAGAUAAAAUAGAUAAUCCACCUGUGGGGAAACUCCUCCAAGAUAACUAUGAAUCAACAACCAAUAAACAUUUCCAGCCCCUUCAGCUCCCGGAUGGGAAGUAUCCUCUUCCCUGGAGUGUACAUCAGCCAGGCAGUGGGUAUGUUCGAGAAAAGCCUCUAACUUUUCCCACAACCCAAGCAGUCAAAAGGGUCCAUUUUGAUACAGCCAACCAGGGAGCUGAAGCUGUGAUAGGGCUGGAGCCCAGACAUGUCCCUGUGCUCCAUAAUACAUUUGGAAAAGGCUCAGUUGAAGCGGAAAAUGCAAGACACGGACCUCAGUUCAUGUCCACGGAAUAUGGCUCUAAGUACCGCUUCAGCAUUCCAGGGCAACCAGAUUUCCUGCAAACGAAAACAAUUGGCGCCAAAGAAGAGUCAGGAUUUACUGAAGGCUGCCUUGCUAACCCCAUUGUGGAGAAACAAGCAUCUCAGGACAGCAAUCCUGGAAUCAGCAUUAUGAAGGCAGAUUAUCUACCAUCUUCUAUUCCACAUGGGGAUGAAUUUCUACCAGUCCUUUCCAAAGGCUCUGAGCGGGGCUCUGGAUUUAGUCGGCAGAAGGAUCUUCGUCUUGGUUCUUCAGGACCCAAUGCAGAAGCAUCUGGGCCACUGAGCCAUUCUCAGUUCCAAGGCCAUCAGCGACAGCCUCAAACACAAACCAAUCUUGUAGGACGAGAGUAUGUGGGCAACAAGGAACCAACAGGAUUCAGCACCAACAACCUUAAUUAUGUGACACCUGUGUAUGACCCAAAUCUGCCUAACAGGUUUUUGACUAGCUAUAAUUCCAAGUUUUAUGAAACCCUUUCAAAGGGAGUGGACAGGGAGGGCUGGACCCGAGGGGGUAUCCAGCCUCAACAAGCAGGUGGCUUUGCUACGAACAACCACGGAACCGACUUAGGAAGUGAUCCUAACGCUACAGAGACCUUGCGGACUGUUCAUCCCCAUGUUGGCAGGACAAUCACAACUGUUGACCCAUUCUAUCGCGAUUCUCCCCAUGAUCGUCGCUUUGCUGCUCUUCAUCAGACAACUGUCCCCAAUUAACCUCUGUUCAGAAGUGAAAAGCACAAUGAUGUCUUUAGACUUCAAGGAACCACUCCGCACGCUAAGGAAGGAGCGUCACUAAUUGUACUGUCAUAACGAAUCUGUCUUAUUUUAUGUACUGCUGUUCUAAAGAAAUUAAGACACAUAUUCAAGCUAUGUCUCCUGUCCUAGAUUAGCACCUUGAAACAAGGAU